Messenger RNA from Didymella exigua CBS 183.55, 3645 nucleotides. RefSeq lists its product as uncharacterized. Gene Ontology annotation, molecular function: ATP-dependent chromatin remodeler activity; ATP binding. Lineage: Eukaryota; Fungi; Ascomycota; Dothideomycetes; Pleosporales; Didymellaceae. Bases 1 to 3645 code for a protein of 1214 amino acids. The record is from RefSeq and is a predicted model, not a curated record. The transcript has 6 exons.
AUGGAAGACGCUGCCAACGGACCCGACCAUGUAGUGUCAGCCACUGCGGUCGCCAUCUCUUCCCCCGACCAACACAACAUCAAUGCGAAUGACUCCUCGUCCCUCUUUGUCUCAGAACGCUAUUCAUCGUCUCGCUCUCCCGCACCGGUUCCGCUACCACCACAUUUGAACCCUACGCCACCUCGCCGGGCAACAUUGCCUGCUUGUUCAGCCGGCCCAAAUCAGUCCAUGUUUGCCAAAAUACGUGAAAUGCAGAAGAAGGCUCAAGAGAGAAAGGCCGCUUUCAGCAGAUUUACACCAUCGCAAAUGGCCGAGGACGUCGACUCUGAGACGUACCUGAACGCUGUCACAGCGGGCAUCAGGCCUUCCACCGGAGAUUUUCCUCAGCCAGAGGUUGACGAUGACGAGAUGGGCGCACAGAGUGGCUCUGGGCGACGGCAGAACGGCGGGGUCCUUGGCUUUCGACACGAUGUCGAAUGGAUGAAGAUCAAAGGCGCCGAAGAUGCGAGGCGCAAGAAGCGUCAGCGUGAGCUCGUACAGAUCCACCAAGGCGAUCAGCCAGACCUUUUUCCCCCAGUACGCAAUGGUGCAGACGAGCUGGGCGAUGAGUCGGAUGGCGAAUUCUACGGGGAGAGUUGUUCGCGCAAACGCCGCCGCGAUGACCAACCUCGUAAGCAGAACAAGCCGUUUUCUUUCCAGGAUGCCGAACUCCAGGCCAUGCGUGUUGCUCUGGAAGCAGACGAAGACACGCCCAAGAAGAAGAAGAGGAAGAAGAAGAAGAAGAAGAAGAAGAAGAAGAAGAAGAAGAAGAAGAAGAAGAAGAAGAAGAAGAAGAAGAAGAAGAAGAAGAAGAAGGGCAGUGCAGGCGAUGGCGAUGUUGCGGCUUCACAACCAGCCUCCAGAAGCCGAGGCUCCAAGUCCAACGCUUCGCGAGCUCCCCGAGCCAAAGUCGCCGGGAAAUCAGCAACAAAAGGCUCGCGCAAGACGGCCGAAGACAAACGAGAGCUCGAGCGCGCCACGAAACAGGCCACUUCCUUGUUCAAUGCCAACGUUUUCGAGCAGCAGGCUGGAAUCGGAGCCGCAGAUCAGCCAGUCUUCGAGACAAGGAGAAAGGCUGGUGCGCUGAAGGAGCUCAUCGCCAGUGUGCCUGUUGCGGACAAGAAGCAGGCCAGAAACGACAUGAAUACUCUGUUGCAAGCCUCGAAAGAUUUCGACGGUCGAGGCGCGUGCAAGCUUGCUGCUGAGGGCAAUUGGCUGGUGAGGGGAAUGAAGACAUCCCUCAAGGGUUACCAGGUUCUCGGCACCGCCUUCAUGCGUCGCCGUGAGAACGAUGGACAGGAGCCCAGGGGUGGAUUGAUGGCCGACCAGAUGGGGCUUGGUAAGACGUUGAUGAUGCUUGCCAACAUUGUGAACUCUCGCGACGCGAUGAUCCGAAAUAACGACCGCGGAUCAACGACUACACUCCUAGUUGCAAGCCCUGCCCUGCUCAACCAGUGGGCCGCUGAGAUUACGCAACACACUGCCGUCGAUCUGAAGGUCAUGCGGUACGGAGCCGGCCACCGACUUGAUUCUACCCACAUCAUUGGGACAAUCAACACGCACGACAUCAUCCUCACGAGCUACAGCGAGGUCAUGAAGUCGUAUCCGAAGAACGAAGCACCUGUCGAGUGCCAGACCGCUGAGCAAAAGAUUGCGUGGUGGAAAGAGACGUACAAGAACUUCCGAGGUGUUCUCCACCAGGUGCACUUCAAGCGCAUCGUGCUGGACGAGGCGCAGGCGAUCAAGAACCACAAGUCGCGGACUUCUAUUGCGUGCCGCGCACUCAUGGCAGACCACAAGUGGGCGCUCAGCGGGACACCGAUCCUCAACGGCCUCGAUGAACUGUACCCGUACUUCAAGUUCCUCAGCGUUCCACACACGGGCAGCUUCAAGAUCUUCAAGCACAACUACUGUGGUGCCGGCGACGGGGAGAACGCCGAGCGUCUCUUGGUUCGCCUCUCGCAGUUUAUGAUUCGCCGCACCCACGCGGACAGGAUGUUCAACGCACCCAUCCUGAAGCUUCUGCAGGCGAACCAGAGCACCUACUGGUGCGAGUUCAACGGCGUCGAGCGAUGCAUCUACAUCAUCGUCCACCAGCGCUUCGCCGCGAGGAUCAACAUGUGGGCCAAGAAGGGCACACUCGACCGCUCCUACAGCAACGUCCUUGUCAUGUUGCUCCGCCUCCGACAGCUCACUGGUCACAUUCUCAUGCUACAGUUCGUCAUGAGGGACUUGCUUGAGCGUGAGGAUAUCGAGCGCAUCAAGGAUGUCGUCAAGGAGCAAGCUGCUUCCAGCAACAUCAGGCAGGGCCGCACGAUCCUCGGCAUUCGAAAGCAGCUCGAAGCCUACGAAGUGAGGGAGAAGAGGAAGGCUGCUGCCAAAGCCGCCAAGAGGGUUGCUGCGGAACUGGCAGCUAGACAGGGUGGCGAGUACAUCGAGCCCGAGAGCGAAGACGACGAGGAAGACGACGAACCCGUCCCAGUUCCGCGUGACGGCGAUGCUGAUGCUGAUGCUGAAGCUGAAGCUGAAGCUGAGGUUGUGAGCGCCCAUGGCGGCGCAGAGCGCAACAAGUCCGGUAGAGACUUUGGCAAGAGCUACGACUUCAAGCCCUACGUCAACAGUUUCACCGUGGGCGAGGCCUGGGAGAAGAGGAAAGAAAAGGCCAAGUGCGGAGAAUGCGGCAAGCGUCCCUACAAGCCGUGGAAGACGGCCUGCGGACAUUUCAUCUGCAGCGAACCUUGCUAUGAAGAAGUCAUGAACGCUGCUGCCGAAGGGGGCAAGACGAACGGUACCUGCAAGGCUUGCGGCGAGACGUUCUACGCCUGCACUCCUUGCGACGAAGAGGAGGAUGACGAUGUUCGAGCGGGCCGCGGCACUCGAUCCAAAGCGGCAGCGAAAGAGAAGAAGAAGAAGGAGCGUCUCGACCGGGAGGAUAUCGCCGAAGAUUGGUUGAGCUUGGGUGGCGAAGAGGUCCUGUCGUCGGCUAAGACGGUUGCCAUCAAGGCACAGAUUCUCAAUUGGAUCAAGAAGAACCCGAGCGUCAAGAUCAUCAUCUACACGCAGUUCCUGGCGAUGAUUCGCAUAUUGGCCAAAGUCUGCCAGCAAGAAGGCUGGAAGACCGAGCAGUAUCACGGCAAGCUCACUCUGGCAGCUCGCGACAAGUCGAUCAAGGCGUUCGCCAACGACGCCAAGUCGAAGAUCCUCCUCGCGUCUCUCCGCUGCGGCGGUCUCGGUCUCAACCUGACCAUGGCCUCGAAGGUCAUCAUCAUCGACCCCUGGUGGAACCAAGCCUCGGAGCAGCAGGCUUUCUGUCGCGUGUUCCGCAUCGGGCAGGACAACGAGACGUUCAUGACGCGCAUGUGCGUCAAGGACACGGUCGACGAGCGCCUCAUCGAGAUGCAGAGGACGAAGCAGAAGGAGAUUGACGAGGUCAUGGACGACCGCGGCAAGCGGACCAAGAACCUCGAUAUUGCAGACCUCGUGCGCCUCUUCGGCAGCAUUGAGGAGGAUGGCGAGGGCAAGCGGUUCAUCUUGGUCGAGAACCCUGAUGCUGCUGGUGGCUUCUACGCUGACCAUGAUCACGAGCGUUACGCGGACGAGUUGUAG